This is a messenger RNA of Myxocyprinus asiaticus (Chinese sucker), 6785 nucleotides long. Its product is annotated as kinesin heavy chain-like. The transcript has 29 exons. Gene Ontology annotation, molecular function: ATP binding; microtubule motor activity; microtubule binding. The record is from RefSeq and is a predicted model, not a curated record. Bases 237 to 3275 code for a protein of 1012 amino acids. NCBI's taxonomy places the organism in Eukaryota, Metazoa, Chordata, Actinopteri, Cypriniformes, Catostomidae. Gene Ontology annotation, biological process: microtubule-based movement.
ACAACACAGUUCACUAUUAACUGCUCGAUUCUGCUGGUUAAACUCGAGUGAUUCGAUUAGCGGUUAUUUCGGAUCAGCUCAUCAAACGGAUUAUUCAUCCUGAUUGUUUCAUCCAUCAGAAGAGCCGUUUAUCUACACAAGACUGCGUGAAUCACUGAUAGAUCCGAAGGAAAACAACCCAUCCGUGUUGUAUCAAUAGCAAGCCUCUGCACUCUCUCUCUCUCCAGCAUCACAGGAUGGCUGAUGUCAGUGCAGAAUGCAACAUAAAGGUGUUGUGUCGAUUCCGACCCCUGAAUCAGUCUGAAAUCCUCCGUGGCGACAGAUUUAUUCCCACAUUUCAGGAAGAUGACACUGUCAUCAUUGGGGGCAAGCCGUAUGUCUUUGACAGAGUUUUCCCCACCAACAGCACACAAGAGCAGGUGUACAACACCUGUGCCAAACAGAUUGUCAAAGAUGUUCUGGACGGAUACAACGGCACCAUCUUUGCAUACGGACAGACGUCUUCUGGAAAAACUUUCACUAUGGAGGGAAAACUUCAUGAUUCUAACGACAGAGGAAUUAUUCCUCGGAUUGCUGAAGACAUCUUCAACCACAUUUACACCAUGGAUGAAAAUUUGGAGUUCCACAUUAAGGUCUCGUACUUCGAAAUCUACAUGGACAAAAUUCGUGACCUUCUUGAUGUGAGUAAGACAAACUUGUCUGUGCAUGAAGACAAGAACAGAGUUCCGUAUGUGAAGGGUUGUACGGAGCGUUUUGUCUCCAGUCCUGAAGAAGUGAUGGAUCUUAUAGACGAGGGCAAAGCAAACCGCCACGUCGCUGUAACAAAUAUGAACGAGCACAGCUCGAGGAGUCACAGUAUCUUCCUCAUCAACAUCAAACAAGAACACGUGGAGACAGAACAGAAACUCUGUGGGAAACUUUACCUCGUGGAUCUGGCUGGAAGUGAGAAGGUGAGUAAGACAGGUGCAGAGGGAGCUGUCCUGGAUGAAGCCAAGAACAUCAAUAAAUCUCUGUCCGCUCUGGGGAACGUUAUAUCGGCUCUAGCUGAAGGAACGAAGACUCACGUACCGUACAGAGACAGUAAAAUGACGAGGAUCCUACAGGAUUCUUUAGGAGGAAACUGUAGAACCACUAUGUUCAUCUGCUGCUCUCCUUCUGCCUUUAAUGAUGCCGAGACCAAAUCAACACUCAUGUUUGGACAACGUGCAAAGACGAUAAAGAACACAGCUUCAGUGAAUCUGGAGCUGACAGCAGAACAGUGGAAGAGAAAAUAUGAGAAAGAGAAAGAGAAGAACAAGAACCUGAAGGAGAGCAUGCAACGACUGGAGGCGGAGCUUAACUGCUGGCACAACGGUGAAUCAGUGUUUACUGUCCAGUCUGACAUCAGCGAUGAUGCGGCUUUAGACGGUCAGACCAACAGAGACACAAAUUCACCGUGUGCCAAACUCACUGAGGAAGACAAGCUCAAAUAUGAGGAAGAGAUAUGCAAACUCUAUAAACAACUCGAUGACAAGGACGAUGAGAUUAAUCUACAGUGUCAGUUAGUUGAAAAACUGAAGGAGCAAAUGCUGGAACAAGAGGAGCUGCUAGCAUCAUCGCGCUGUGACGGUGAGCGUGUGCAGUGCGAGUUGAGUCGUCUGCAGUCGGAGAGCGACAGCGCGAAGGCUGAGGUGAAAGAAGUUCUACAAGCUCUUGAGGAACUCGCUCUGAACUACGACCAGAAGAGCCAAGAAGUCCAAGACAAGACUGCCCACAACAGACAGCUCGCCGAGGAACUGUCGCACAAAACCUCGGAUCUGAUGUGUUUGGAGGCGGAGUUUUCAAGGCUACAGGAAUUGAGUGGCCAGCAGAAGAAACGAAUCACUGAGAUGUUAAACACCCUCAUGAAGGAUCUAAACGACUUCAGCUUCAUAUUGGGAAAUAGUGAAAUCAGAAUGCUGUGUGAUUUUUCAGGUGUGUUAGAAGAGGAGUACGCAGUGGUGUGUGUGUAUGUGAGUAAGGUGAAGUCUGAGCUGAAGUCAAUGGUGAAACGCUGCAGAUAUCUGGAGAGUUUACAGUCAGACUGUCAUCGAAAGAUGGAGGAGACCGGACGAGAACUUUCGAGCUGUCAGCUGCUCAUAUCACAGCAUGAGGCAAAGAUUCGCUCUCUGACAGAGUACAUGCAGAACGUUGAACUAAAGAAGAGACAGCUGGAGGAGAAUUACGACUGUCUGAGUGAAGAACUAGCCAAACUACAAACUGCAGAGAGCAAUCCAGAUAAUCAACAGCACACUGACGAGUCUGGAAGUGUGAAGCAGAACUCAGACGCUCAUCAUGAACCACAACACAAGCAGCUCGGACGUCUGCGUGACGACAUCAACCACAAACAGAAGAUCAUCGAUGAGCUCACAGAUGAGAAUCAGCGGUUGAGUUUAGAGAUGGAGCAGAUGAAUGUUGAGUUUACCGCACUGAAGAAUCGAGAACAUGAGAAAACUGUACAACUAGAGGAGCUCAGAUAUCUCAAUGAACGUCAUGAACAGGCUAAACAGGACAUGAAGGGGCUGGAGGAAACAGUUGCUCGAGAGCUCCAGACCCUCCACAACCUGAAGAAGCUGUUUGUUCAAGACCUCACGACUCGAGUUAAACAGAGUUCUGAGUUGGAGCUUGAUGACAGUGGGGGGAGUUCAACCCAGAAAAAGAAGAUUUCCUUUCUUGAAAACAACCUGGAACAGCUUACGAAAGUUCACAAACAGUUGGUUCGUGAUAAUGCAGAUUUGCGCUGUGAACUUCCAAAGUUGGAGAAACGUCUUCGUUCUACGGCUGAGCGUGUUGGGGCGCUGGAGGACACACUGAAAGACACUAAAGAAGGAGCCAUGAAGGACCGUCGGCGUUACCAACAGGAAGUGGAGCGCAUCAAAGAUGUCAUGAGAGCCAAAAACCCGUUCAGACGACCUCAUGCGGCUCUCAUUGCCAAACCGAUUCGUCCAGGACAUUACCCCGCCUCUUUAUCUGUCAAUCACAUGUUUAUGCGCUCCGGGGAUCAGCCAAUCACAUUCAGCAAUGUGAUGUUCAGCAGCGCCAGUCAAAAGCCCAAAUCAACUCCAGCAAAAACCGACUUCAGUCAAACCAGCAAAGCGUCAGAAGACGAGAUCACAGUGAAUCCUGCUAAAUCCUUGAACUCCACUCUGAACAUCACCAACGGAAACGCCACCGACAUGAAUGAUAACAGCAUGACGCUCAAUGUCGACCAAUCAGAAGAUCUCCAACAUAUUCGACAAGAGAAGCCUUGUCCAUAAUACUCCAGUGGUUUAAUCCAUGUCUUCAGAAGUGAUAUGAUAGGUGUGGGCAAUUCAUACUUCAAUACUGAAUUCUGCUUUGUACCUUUUGCAUGUUGCCUGAAGUUCUCAGUGACGUCCACUCGACUUUAUUCUUUAAUUUAACUCAGUUUUCACAGAGCCGUUAGACACCAGUGUGUGCCGUGGUUGAGAGUGACAUCACACACAUGACCAGCAAUUGGCGUUGUUGUUUAGUUACGUGCAGGGAUGUCUGAAAGUCUGAGACCACUAGUGAAAAUUAUAUUAUCAGCAUAAAAAUUUUUUUUUUUUACAUUUACAAAUGUGUAUGACUGUUGUAGUAUGCAAGGAAAUCUGAAGAGUUCACAUGAUCUAUGUCACAAAUUUACUUGCAUGCCUUUAGUAACCUAGAAAUAGUGGAGAAUCUUAAAUAUUUCUUAUUCAGUUUAAUUCUUCUUUAAAAUGUCUAUUUUUACUUCAUGAAAUGUUUACAUUGCAAAGUCACAUUUUAAGAGAUGAGCAGAAAUUGAAGUUGAUAUGAGAUUUAAAGCAUUUAAUACUAAUGAAGACAAACCAUUUGAUAGUGUUAGUAACUGUCAACAUCUUGCGAUCACAAAGAGUGUCAUGACGAAAUUCUGUAGCUAUUUUUAUGUAGUUAACUAUUACAUAACUAUUACUGUAACUAUUUUUAUACUCAUAUUUAUAUGACAGAGUAGCAUUAUGUUGGCCAGUGUAUUUGGAUGCGCAGAUUUAUAUGCAUUAUUUAUCUCUGUAGCAGUAUUGUUGCAUAAUUUAAACAUAUUUUAUUACUCAAAAAGUGUGAGAACUUAAUGAAUUCAGAAAGAAUGGUAAAGAGAAUAUAUAUAUAUAUAUAUAUAUAUAUAUAUAUAUAUAUAUAUAUAUAUAUAUAAAUAGAAGGGAAAAGAGGAUAAAAGUCCAUUCUAAGUAGACUGGAUUUGUUUUUUAACCCUCCUAUGUUAUUCGGUCAUUUUUAACCAAGAUACAUUUUCCUAAUUUAAUAAGAAUGGUUUCCUUUAUCUGAGCAGUAAAAGACUUGGUGACUUUUCCUCCAUUUGCCAUUUUAACAAAAAAUAAAUAAAUAAAUAAAUGGGCUUGAUUCAACAAGUCUAAGAGGUCGUAAAAAAGAAGCGACACCUUUGGUAUUUGUGGUCAAAAUUGACCAACCAUUGAAAAUGUGUUACACCUGAGACUUUUGCCCUAGUGGCCACCAGAGGUCGCUAGGUGUUUAUGAGACUUUUAGUUUGAAGUUUAGUUUACCUUUUGUGUCUCUGUUCCUAGUUCCUGCCCUGAUUGUUCCCAGCUGUUUCUCAUUUACCUUGUUUGCCCCAAUGUAUUUAAUGUCCUUGUGUUUGCUUGUGUCUUUGUCAGUUGUUUCCUGUUAUCCCCAUGGAUGUGACGUUUGUUCUGUUCACGAGUUUUAGUUUUGUUCCUGUGUUUUUAUGUCACACCUGAGACUUUUGACCUAGCGACCUCUGGUGGCCGCUAGGGUAAAAGUCUCAGGUGUGACAAAAUGAAUGGGAAAGAGCAAAAAACAGAGCAAUUUUUUUUAUCUGUCAAAUACAAUCAAUAAAUCAGCCACAAUGCAGAAAAAAAACCCCAAAAAUUACAGGGUGAGACUCUAAAACAUCCUCAGUGCAAAACAUACACACCCACGCACACACAGACUGUGUCUUCUCUUUGUAACACCAUGGUCAGGUUUGAUUGCAAGCAUAAUGACAUUAACUGCAAAAACUGACAUUUCAAAUACAUUUUAAAAUGCUAAACUUUGACAAAUAAUAGUUUGGUAAUGUCUACAUAUAUACCCAAAUGCAUAUCUUGUGAUAAACUAUAAAAUUAGGUUACAAUAAGCCAUCAGACUACACAGUAUGUGUCUACAGUCAUCUACUGGCUGUUACUGGCAUGACAUGAUUUACAAGUCAUGUUAUUUAUAUUUUGUUCACCAGAUGGCAGCAAUGGCCUCCAAUUUAUGUCACAUUGUCAUAUUGUCUUCAUGUUUCAACUUAUAGAAGUGUAGGUUCUGAAUUUUUAUUUUUUCAAAAAUUUGCUUUUUUGUCUUUGCAAGUGAAUGGUAAUAUUUAGACAUGUACAUGUAAAUAAGAUCAAAAUAGCAUAAAAUCCCAAAAGAAAUGCAUAAUUUAUUGUUCUUACUUCAAGGAAGAAAUGGUAUCAUUAUCAUCAUAAAAAAAAGGGUUACAUAUCUAAACCUUCCGGUCAAAAAUGACCACGAAUACCAAAGGGAGGUGCCAUUUUUCAAUACCAUAGGAGGGUUAAAUCAGGGCUUUAAAUGCAUCAGAAAUAAGGUUGAGUUUGAGAAAAGAUACACACAUUUUCUGAAAAUUUCUGUGUGUUUAUGGUCUGACCUUUGACCUCUUUACACAUCCUGAUCUGUCAGUUAGGAUGAGAGGAACAAGUCAGAUGGCAAGAAUAAUAUUUUUUGAUGGUGCUGAAGGUAUUUAUAAUGCACUAAAAUGCACUUUAUAAUACCACUUAUAUUCAGCUGUAUGAUCUUUGAUAGUUGUAUCUGCUGUUGUAAUAUAUUAUAAUGCGUACCUAGUGAUGGUUACACCUUAACUUUAUUAAAACACAUGCACAGUGUGUUAUUUCAUGUGUAUAUAUACGUCAAAGUUUAUAAUGUCUUAUAAUGCAUUACUCUUUCAAAUUUACCCACAAAUGGGUAGUUUAGGUGAUAUACAUAACUGCUUUUACACUUGAAAAUAUAUAAUGCAUUAUGAUGUGUAUUAUAAGGCAUUAUAAAGUGUGUUUUUACAUCCUAAAAUGUCCAGUUUUGAACUUCCUGUGUGGGCAAUUUUCUAGCCGCUGUAACAUCCUUCCAUCAAUUCUCUAAUGAGAAAUCGCACUGCUAAAAAUCUAUUUCUAUUUCAAUAAAAAUAUCUAAACAUUCUUAAAAUAAGAUACAUUUACUUGAGAAGCAAAAUGGCGCAAUAUAUUUUGUUUUGUUUGCAGAGAAAUCUAACAAUGUUUAGUUACGUUUAUGCUUAUAACGAGAAACAAAUAUUUGCCAAUGGGUUGAGAAAAAAACUCGAUUUAAAGGGAAAACCAGAUAAUUUUGAUUACCCCUUUGGCAAAUAGUUGUAUCCCCUUCUAAACAUAAACCGCACCAAAUUUGGUGAGAUUUCUCUGAAAACAAGACAUAUCUCAUGCCAUUUUUGCUCCUCAAGUCAUUUUUCCUUGUUUUAAGGACGUUUAGGUAUUUUUACUGGAAAAUAAGACAAAAAACAAAACAAAAGAUUUUAUGCUCUUGUCUGAUUUAAAAGAAUAAUAAUAAAUAAAGGUUCUGUGCAUUCAUGCAAAUAAUAAACUUUGUAAAUGUAUAGUUAAAUGCUUGAAUGGCACAUGUGCGGUGACAUGAGGAUGUGUUUUAUUAUUUAAUUGUCUUUUUGUUGCACUUUGUUGUAUUUUGUUUUAGUUGUGCAUGAAGGACAACGUACUUUCAAGCAGAAGAACUUGAAACAUGUUUCAAUAAAGAGAAUC